CUGGGAGGUACGCACAGUCAACGAACUUACUGGGGAGGAAGUGAACGACGUGAUGAUAUUUGGAGUUCUGAGUUCCUGGAACAAAUCGGAAUUAAUGAUCCCGCCGUUGUUUUUCAACUACGGCUACUACAAAAUGGUAUACACCGUCAAGAUGGAAGAUCCCAGCUUCCAACCAUGGAUGAAGUUCCAGAAGUCAACACAGACGUAUAUCAAAAUAAUCAAGUCUCCCCUGAACAUUAUGGCUGUCGAAAAUGCAGUUUCUCGCUUCACGAGAGGAAUAGGGCAGGACAUGAUACUGGAGCCUGUCAAGUUUUCUUCAGAUCCCGAUUGGCCUGAUACGAAGAAUUUCACAGUCAGCUACCGCUGCAAAAAGCUGGGAGAAACUUGGCCGAAUUCGUCUACAGCUCAACCAGUUACCCCUAAAGGACCCCUAUCAACCGGCUGUUUUGGAUACGGUCCAGGUCUUCUGGACAACCCGGACGAUUACUUGCUGGUGACGGGAUACCAGUUCACGGACUUUAACACGACCUACGAGCUGGAGGUGACGAUACAGAAAGACACGCGGACUGCCACCACCACCACCGAGGUAGUCAUCGUUGAACGCAGUGUUCCUAUCGUCAACAUUCGAUGUACCGACGUAGCCCUGUGCCCUUCUCGAGAGGGAAUCGUAUAUGUUAAUCCGUCGUAUAAGCUGCGACUCGUCAGUGAGUGUAUAUCUUCAUGCUCUUCCGCGCCAUUGGCGUUCAAAUGGGUCAUGUCGGAUGCCGGUGGUGUUCCAUUUGCCGUAACCACAACACAUUUUCCACUCGGAGUCAACCGUACCGAUCUGUCAGUUGAUGUGUCGUUCUUCAAAGAUAAUCCAACAGUUACAGAACUCCGCCUUGCAGUUGAUGUUACAGAUACCACGGGAGCAGUAGGAUCUUCCUCCUUCCUCCUCCGUCUGAAUCAGCCGCCGGCCCUGGGUAACUGCACCUUCCAAGCUCCUGCGACCUCAAGGGCGUUGAUAGAUUUGUUCUCUAUCGAAUGCCAGGGCUGGAGUGACCCAGAAAAUGUAGGAGUCCGUGGAUACAAAUUUAUUCUGGCAAAAAAUGGAAGCCUGGACAAAACAUUGGCUGAACUCCUCCACGGAACCUUUGAUAAAUACUCGACGCAGCUGGUUCUCCCGUCGGGAAUUUUCGACAUCGUCGCCGAAAUCAGCGAUGUCUGGGGCGCCUUCUACAGGAUAACUCUAGCGUCAAGCUUGGAGGUAGUACUGCCAACCCAAGAGGAACUCGCAAGCGUCAACACGACUGAACUCAUCGCAAGUCUGACCAGCUCAGGACAAUCCAGCCUUCUCACCAUGGUCCUAGCUGCUCAGAGCGACAUCAUGGCGAAGGCCUCGUGGGAGCAACUAAGCGCAGCAGCUACAGCCAACCUGUCACAAGAGGCCAUUGACCAACUGGUCAUCGCCAUGGCGGACAAGAACAACGCAGCUCUGGACAGCCUGCUGGAAACGACCAACUUCAACAGCUUAUCGUCCCUGGAGAGUGCCAGUGGGUCACUGUCUACUCUCAUGGAAACAGUUUCAUCCAGUCCAACAGCAUCCAAGACAAUUGACCUGAGCGCUAGGGAGAAAGUCGUCACGCUGGUGGAGAACAUGGUAGCUGGCCUGGACAACAUCGAAAUCCCAACUCCCGAGAUGCUUCAGAGCUUUGCUCAGAAUAUACUGACAGCUGUUGCUGGAAUCUCUAUGGGCACCGCAGACGUGAAUGCGGACACGAAGAACUGCUCUUCCGCCUCCCCUGCCGAUAUGAAAAACGCCCUCAACAUGGAUUACGACACGUCUCUGCCAGAUGACAUCAAUUUCGAAGUCCCAACUGAUCUAGCGACUUCCCAAAGAUGCAGCAUCCAAGAUAAGACUAAGGGAGCUACCGCUGACCAGGCACCCAGGAUGGAUAAGGCGCUGGAAUCUCUCUCUAAGAGCAUCUUGAAGAAAUUGGUCGUUGGAGAAGAAAUGACUAUAACAUCCCCUAAUGGAAUGGAGAUGAAGAUGGCUCUCCUUGAAGGAGACGCCUUGAAGGAACCGUUGACGUUAGGAUCCAAAGGGUCGUCUAUCACAUUCCCGGAGAACUUCUGCCCCACAGGAUGCUCGGCGCCCUUAGCAGUCAGCGCAAAGGAAUGGCCAGGUCCUACGCACCCUUACGCAGGAAAUGCCAUGAUGCUUUCCCCCAACGGCCGCGUAAUCGAAAUCGAUCUGUUCACCAGGAAUCUCGACGGAAUCUCCGUCAGUAAUCUCGAAACUCCUAUAACUCUUUCUAUGACGAGAGAUCCCCCACGUCAGCCGCCCCCAGAACCAGAGAAAGUCAACGCUUCGGGUGCCAGUGCAGAGCAAACUUACCCUGUAAUGUAUACCACGUUCAACGUAUCAUCGGAAGGCCUGUCAGUCAACGUGGAAAUCACGCCGAAAUGUCCCGAGCACCGUCUGUUCGUCAUGAUAUCGAGGCCCAGACUCCCUACUCUGAGGAACCACGAAAUCUUCUCCAUGGUCGUCGAUAUUCCCACCAAGAGGAAUGGCACCUACGACUGGUUCAUCCGGAGCUCUUUAAUCAACGGCACUGGGAGGUUCUUCGUAGGAGUGGGAGAAUUCAAGAAGGACUUCGACCCCAAGCUGAUGUCAGACCCCACCGCAAACGACGUCAAAAAUGAUGUCAUGACCAACGUCACCUGCGACUACACGAUGCGAGUCUUCACUGCGGGUUGUUUCUAUUUCAACACGAAGGAGAAGAGUUGGAUGUCUAAUGGACUGGAGGUUGUCUACGCGGAUUCCCAGCGCACCACGUGCGAGGCCACCCACCUCACCAGCUUCGGGAGCGGCUUCAUUGUGGCUCCGAACACAAUCGACUUCAACUACGUCUUCGCCAACAUGGGAUUCGAUGACAACCUCACCAUCUACAUCACCCUUAUCAUCAGCAUCACCAUCUUUAUCCUGAUGAUGGUGUGGGCUCGUUUAAAGGACAGGAAAGAUGUUAUGAAGCUUGGCGCAGCUCCCCUACCAGACAACAAAGUCGAGGAUAAGUACCUGUAUGAGAUGUUGGUCUUCACAGGCAACAAAAAAGAAGCCCAGACAGAUUCGACUGUCCAGUUCAUACUGUCUGGUAACCAGGCUGAGACAGACGUUCGGACCCUUGGUGACGACAGGCGGAAAAUAUUAAGAAAGGCUGAUGUGGACGUGUUCAUUCUUGCUGUUUCCAGGCCUCUGGGGUCUCUGCAAUUCCUCCGUAUAUGGCACAACAAUUCGGGGAAAGGGCCCAACGCCUCCUGGUUCCUCAGUUACAUUGUCUUCAGGGACGUUCAGACUGGAGAGAAAUACGAAUUCAUAGCCAAUCAGUGGUUUGCAGUUGAACGUGAGGACGGGAAGAUCGACCGCCUUCUGCAGGUAGCUGGGGAACAAGAGAAGACUGCUUUCAAGCACCUCUUCGAUGCAAAGUCAACUAAGAAUAUCUCCGACGCCCAUCUCUGGUUUUCAGUGUUCCUGAGACCACCUCGGUCGAGAUUCACCAGAUGUCAGCGAGUUGGCUGCUGUUUCGCUCUGCUCUUCCUGUCUAUGCUCGUGAAUGCCAUGUGGUAUGGUACUGUGACAGAGCAGCCAGGCACGGGGGGAUUGCAAUUUGGACCUUUCAACCUUAGUCCAGAACAGAUUGGCGUCGGAGUGAUGAGCAACAUCAUCGUCUUCCUCCCUUCAACGGUGAUCGUUCUUCUCUUCCGCAAAUCCAGACCUCGAAAACUUCGGAAGUCGAGAGUACAAGAGGCAGUGGAAAGAACUCGUCGACAGGCAGCUAAAGUCAGCAAUCCUGUUCCCAGAGGCAAAGACGUAGAGAGUGAAGGCAACAACACUUCAGAAGAUAAGAUAUCACCACAAAAUGAGAAUAAGAAGGAACAGGAGGAGGAGGAGAAGAAGAAGAAGAAGAAGAAAUUAACGCUUCCCUGGUGGUGUGUGAUCAUAGCCUGGAUAUUGGUGUGGGUCUGCAUAGCAGCAUCCUGCUUCUUCCUACUCAUGUAUGGAAUCCAGUUUGGCAACACCAAGACGACAAAGUGGGUCACCUCGCUCAUUAUCUCGUUCUUCUCGUCCAUUCUGUUCGUGCAGCCUUUGAAGAUCUUCGCGAUGGCCAUCUUCGCCAGCCUCAUCUGCAAAUCGGGAGACCUGGACGUAGACGACGCCGAUGAAGACGAAGAGGAUCCGGAUCUUCAGUACGACGAGACGUGGCUCCACUCGGAAUCAAAUGGCAAGAAACCGAAGGUUCUCCACAAGGAGGCAGAUUCCGUCUUGCUCAAAGUCCUUCGAGAACGACGCCAGAGGGAGCUGGAGAUGUACAUGAUCCUCAAGGAAGUCUUCUCGUACUUCAUGUUUAUCUGGGUGCUGCUCGUGCUCUCGUACGGAAACAGGGACCCGAACGCCUUCUUCCUCCGGCAGACGCUGACGCAGAAUUUUAUCCACGAAGGCUUGGGCGAUAGCACAGAUUUCAGCAAGGUCUCAAACUCAGAUGAACUCUGGUCCUAUCUCCAGACUGGCCUUUUGUCGAACCUUCGGUUGGAGGAGUACUACAACGGGCAACCUCCCUACGGACUCAAAGGAUUCUUUAAUGACCAAUGCAAUCGGAUCAUGGGUUAUGCCACCAUCAAGCAGAUACGGACGAAGCUGAACACUUGCAGGGUCCCCGAAGCAAUGAAAUUCAUCUCAAAACGUUGUAGCGGAUACGCAGGCGCAUCAAUGGAAGACGAAGACGAUUACUGUGAGAAUUGGCAACGUCCCACCAAUCUGACCAGGAACGACUCUUCCUGCCAAGCUGCGGAGUUCAAGCACACAAGCGCCCUAACCCUGGCCAGCAUGCCCGUCUGGGGCAGCAGAGAUUGGUAUGGGGCAGGUGGUUACGUCAUCCGUCUCCAGGGAUCCAGCAAAUCCAUCCUGGACAGAUUCACUUACCUGCAGAAGCACAAGUGGAUCAAUGAAGGCACCAGGGCUGUCUUGGUCGAGUUCUCCUCUUACAAUGCUCAGGUAAAUCUCUUUGGCACCGUACGGAUAAUGGCCGAGUUCACACCUGGGGGCGGAAUUACUCCUUCAUACAGAUUCGACGGCAUCAAACUCAUCCAACACCACGACAACUUCGGCCUGUUCGUCAUCAUCUGCGAGGCGUCCUUCGUCCUGUUCGUGUUGUAUUACACUUACAGAGAGAUCAGCCUCGUUUGCAAGGACAAGCGGGCCUACUUCACCAGCUACUGGUCCUACGCUGAGAUAGCCAUUAUUAUAGCGUCUUACAGUGCUAUGAUUUUAUACGGUCUCAGGUACUUUGCGACGAGCAAGGUCCUCGAUAUCUUCAACAGGACCUUCGGGAACGGCUAUGUCAGCUUACAGUACGCCGCAUCCCUGGACGCAAUGUACGGAUACAUCAUCGCCUUCAUCGUCUUUGUCGGGUCUCUCAAGUUCAUCAAGUUGCUCAGGUUCAACAAGAGAAUGGGCGUGCUGUCAGCCACCCUGGCCCUGUGCUGGGACGACCUGCAAGGGUUCAUGAUCGCCUUCUGCGUCUCCUUCGUGGCGUUCUCCAUCCUCUUCUUCCUCCUCCUCUCAGCCUUUCUCGUCGAGUUCAGCAACUUCAUUGGGACCGUCGAGACUGCUUUCAGCAUGAUGUUAGGUAAAUUCAACUUCGACGAGAUGAAAGAAGCCAACAGCUUGACCCCCAUGAUGUUCUUCAUCUUCGUCCUCUGCAAUUCGUGGGUCCUUAUCAAUCUUUUGCUGACUGUGAUCAUCAAAUCGUUCGAGGAGAUAAAGCACGACCUGAAGAAGCAGCCAGACGACUACGUCCUCGUGCCCUUCAUCCUGGAACGCUUCAAGGCGUUGCUGGGCAUCCAACAGGCUGUCCAAAUCGCCCCUCUGAAAACCACGGCCGUCACUGUCCCGUCCAAGGAUGCGGAUAAUGUCAAAGAACUUCCGGACAAAGUCGACAAGUUCGUCCAGUUCCUGGACCAAAUGUACUUCGGCGGGAAACUCCAGCAAGGCAAGGAGGGGCUGAAGGGGUCGCAGAACGACACCGUACGAGCAGGGUGGUACGGGGAGUUGCAGGAGAAGUCGCAGUAUCGGCCAUCUCAAUGAUCGAGAUCGAUCUCAGGAAAUGGCCAUUUGAUUCUUCACGGAAACAACUCUUGAAAAACAACUUGAAAUUAAUUACUUUUAUUAUUUAUUUAUUUAUGUUGAUUAUUUUUUUUUUUGACCACAGCAACGUACGUUGCUGGAGACCUUGCUAAAGAUGUGAAGUUGGGACAACAUGGAACUAAAUUAAAUCUCAUUACAGAACUUAAGUCUAUUUUGUAUUCAAAGUUCCAUUAGUAAAGUUUCUGCUAUUCACGUCGACUUUUAUGCGAGAAAACUCACGGUGAAACAAUACUGUUUAAGCGCAUAUGCA
This is a messenger RNA of Macrobrachium nipponense, 6434 nucleotides long. Its product is annotated as location of vulva defective 1-like. Gene Ontology annotation, biological process: detection of mechanical stimulus. Lineage: Eukaryota; Metazoa; Arthropoda; Malacostraca; Decapoda; Palaemonidae. Gene Ontology annotation, molecular function: calcium channel activity; protein binding; calcium ion binding. The record is from RefSeq and is a predicted model, not a curated record. The transcript has 41 exons. Gene Ontology annotation, cellular component: membrane. The coding region runs from base 53 to 6124 and encodes 2023 amino acids.